Thunnus maccoyii (southern bluefin tuna) is the source of this 1392-nucleotide messenger RNA. It is a transcript of the gene bud23, whose product is annotated as BUD23 rRNA methyltransferase and ribosome maturation factor. The record is from RefSeq and is a predicted model, not a curated record. Gene Ontology annotation, molecular function: rRNA (guanine) methyltransferase activity. Gene Ontology annotation, cellular component: nucleolus. The coding region runs from base 147 to 995 and encodes 282 amino acids. The transcript is spliced from 12 exons. NCBI's taxonomy places the organism in Eukaryota, Metazoa, Chordata, Actinopteri, Scombriformes, Scombridae. Gene Ontology annotation, biological process: rRNA (guanine-N7)-methylation.
GCGCUCCUGUCGUUUGUAUAUGACGUCACUGUAUUCCCUAUUUCACGUGUUGUCUGCUACCACAACACAUGGGACAUUUUAGCUCAUUAUUGCACUGAUGUUAACUUUUUAUCCCCAGAAACUGGUGAACUAAGUCAGCGAAAAGCAUGUCCUCCAGCUGUCGACGGCCGGAACACUCGGCUCCUCCAGAUGUGUUCUACAAUGAAGAGGAGGCCAAGAAAUACUCCCAGAACUCUCGUAUGAUUGAGAUUCAGACUCAGAUGUCGGAGAGAGCCGUAGAGCUUUUGAACCUACCAGAGGGACAGCCAUGCUUCCUGCUAGAUGUGGGGUGUGGCUCAGGGCUCAGUGGAGACUACCUGUCAGAGGAAGGACACUACUGGGUUGGAGUCGACAUCAGCACUGCGAUGUUGGAUGUUGCACUGGACAGAGAAGUAGACGGAGACCUUUUAGUGGGCGACAUGGGCCAAGGGAUGCCUUUCCGACCAGGCACCUUCGACGGUUGUAUCAGUAUCUCUGCCCUGCAGUGGCUCUGCAAUGCUGACAAAAGGUCACAUAGUCCUCCAAAGAGACUCUAUACCUUCUUUACUACUCUGUACUCUUCUCUGUCAAGAGGCUCACGUGCUGUUUUUCAGCUUUAUCCAGAGAACUCAGAACAGCUUGAGCUGAUCACGUCGCAGGCCAUGAGGGCAGGCUUCAGCGGAGGCAUGGUGGUGGACUACCCCAACAGCAGCAAGGCUAAAAAGUUCUUCCUGUGUUUGUUUGCUGGAGUAACAGGAGUCCUUCCCAAAGGUUUGGGAUCAGAAACUUCAGACAGAGCUGUUUCAAACCAGGUCCAGUAUUCAGGACAAAGAUGCCGUUUCAAAAACAUGAAGGGGAAAUCGUUGAAGAAGGGACGAGAUUGGAUCAUGGAGAAAAAGGAGAGGAGGAGGAGACAAGGACGGGAGGUUCGAGCCGACACAAAAUACACCGGACGUCAGAGAAGACCUCACUUCUAGCUCUGACUCAUGCAGCUGUACCUUCAUUAGCUCUCGUCUAUACCUCACCCGCACACAAGCACCUCUGGAACUGCAGUGUGUUUGGACUCAAUUCAUUUUGCAGCUCUUCAAUUCAAGUGGAUGAGACUCAAGAGCGAAAUGCUAUUAUGGCCAAUCGUUUUUAUAUUUGGUCGAGUGUUUGGCAAUUUCUCUCCCAACAAAUGGUGGUGAGGAUGGAAGGUACCAAGUGCAUGAACAGACAUCUGUACUGCCCACUGUUGGCACAAAACACAGUGGAGACAGAGGUGGCACCACAAUGUCACAGAAUUAAAUUAUGAGUGAUCAAAUGAAUCUCUGAUCAGCUGCUUAUUGUAUUAUCUGCAAUAUUUUCACAAUUAAAACUAAACAAAAAUAGAAA